AUGUCAUUUAACGUCAACUGGAACACCUUAGAAUCGGAAUCUUUGCGCGGCUGGACCAUCGAUCUUCUCACCGGAGCACUUAAUUCUGGUAAACGUCCCAAUAUCCUCGCGCUGGAUAUCUCUAUCAAAGACCUUAACUUCGGCAAAGUUGCCCCAGACUUUGAGAUUCUCGAGAUUGGAGAAUUGGAUAAGGAUAGAUUCAGAGGCAUUUUCAAGAUCACAUAUUCCGGUGAUUUCCACUUGACACUCCACACCCAGGUUCAGGCCAAUCCUUUAAAGAUUCACAGCGACAACUCCAUCGAGAAAGAGAUCUCCGAGGACUCAUUUGUCACCCCACGGUUCCUUCUAUCGAACAACUCGUUCAAUCUUCCUCUUGACCUCAAGCUUAGUGACUUACGCAUUCUGGGAAUUGGUAUCAUCGUCUUCUCAAAGACUAAGGGAUUGACCCUUGUGUUCCGCAAUGAUCCCUUGGAUUCAAUCAACGUUAGCUCUACUUUCGACACUGUUCAAGUGUUGGCAAACUUUUUGCAAAAACAAAUUGAGAACCAAAUUAGAGAUCUUUUUAGAGAAACGCUACCGACUCUCAUCCACCAGUUCUCGCUAAAAUACACCAGCUCUUUCACAAACAACGAUUUUAUGAACAACUUGAAAGAUCACCUCAAGGAUCAAGCUCAAAACGCAAGUCUGGAAACUGCCGAUUUUGAAACUGUCUCUCCCACUACAAUUACCAACUUGGCUAAACUAUAUGGCAGUCGCCAGACUUUGGAUCUCAGAAUCCCAGGCUUCAAAAAAGUUGUGUUACGUAAUCAUUUGGAGAAGUUUAACAAGCAUGUUUCUCCCAACUUGGCACACUCCUUGUACUCCAAUCUCAACCUAUCUGUUAACGGUGCCGUUACUCAGCACAACAAUAGCAUCCCCGUUGAUUUGUUGGAAACUGAGAAGUUCAGUCAGAAGGAUGAGAUUUUGAAAGAGAUUUCUACUAUUCAAAGCAAGUCUUUCUACUCCGCAAAUUCUGGUAGAGCCAAAAGACGGACCAUCAAGGUGGGACGCAAGAAGGCACAGAGUGUUGAGUCUACGAAGGCAAAGAUCCCAGAAGGCUUGGCAUCAACAUACAUGUCUGCCUCUAGUUCAACCGCUGUAGAGCUGAACGAGAAGGAGAGUGUACAGAGCUCCGAGCCAUUGAGAGCCAAGACCCAGAUACACCAUCCUCUGCCUGUCAAGAAGACACCUGUUCCAGACCGCUUAAGCAGCAAUGGCCGCCCAUCACCACUCAGUCACAAUUCUUCUUUUGUUGGAAGUUUAGGUUUGGGCAAUUCCUUGUUUGCUCGUUCAGGCCCCGCCUUAUCUGCAUCGCCUUUAAGAAAGGAUACUGUGAGCUACGUGGGAACCAGUCCUGUUGAGAAGGUGAGAAAGACACUCAAUAGAAUUGAUAUUGAGAAGAUCAACCGGAAGUUGCAAAUUCAAUUGGAGUUGCAGGAUGAGAAGAAAGAAAGAGAGCAUUUGUACAGUGAGGCUCCGCCACCAUAUUAUCAGGGUGUGAGACUAGGAUUCUAG
Molecule: messenger RNA, 1554 nt
Organism: Australozyma saopauloensis
Lineage: Eukaryota; Fungi; Ascomycota; Pichiomycetes; Serinales; Metschnikowiaceae
Gene: MDM34
Product: ERMES complex subunit
Exons: 1
Coding region: 1-1554 (517 amino acids)
Biological process (GO): mitochondrion organization; phospholipid transport
Cellular component (GO): ERMES complex
Molecular function (GO): lipid binding
Source: RefSeq, a predicted model, not a curated record